Molecule: messenger RNA, 800 nt
Organism: Prosopis cineraria
Lineage: Eukaryota; Viridiplantae; Streptophyta; Magnoliopsida; Fabales; Fabaceae
Product: cysteine proteinase inhibitor-like
Exons: 4
Coding region: 78-548 (156 amino acids)
Molecular function (GO): cysteine-type endopeptidase inhibitor activity
Source: RefSeq, a predicted model, not a curated record
ACCUCCUAAACAGCAAAGUUUGGGAGUUGCGAACCGACAUUCAAAGAACGAUCAUCGCCGCGAAGAACUGAGCGGUGAUGAUGAAGCUCCCUAGCUCCUCUGUUUCUGUGCUAUUGCUUGGUGCUCUCCUUAUUCUCUGUGGUUUGUCUGAAUUUGGUUAUUGCACCAGAGGUGACAAAUUCAUUGGGAUGAAAUUAGGAGGGGUUCACGAUAUCGACGGCGCUCGUAACAGCGUCGAGAUCGACAACCUUGCUCGUUUCGCCAUUGAAGAGCACAACAAGGAAGAGAAAUCGGUGGGCGAUCGUGUCCUAGCCUGCCAGAAUUCGCUUCUUGAGUUUGCCCGGGUCUUGGAAGCCAAAGAACAGGUGGUAGCUGGAAAGUCAUACCUCCUUACAAUGGAAGCAAGUGAUGCGGGAAAAAGGGAAAUAUACGAAGCUAAAGUCUGGGUGAAGCCAUGGAUGAACUACAAGCAGUUGAAGGAAUUCAAGCAUGUUCGAGACGUCUCUCCCUUUACAACUUCAGAUCUUGGUGUUAAACUAGGUUGUUAAAGAUGAUGUCAAAUUUAACUUGAUUCUGAAGAUUAGGAGGGGAAUUGGAAAAGAGAGGUUCCGCAUCGUAGUAAAUAAGCAGCUAGGAGGAGGAAAGUUUUAUUUGAGCCAGAUGCAACAAGAUCAGUCCCGAAUGGAUUAUGACUUGCAUUGAAUCCGUUUGAAUGAUGCUCUUCCUCUUCCUCUAAGCACGAAAUUGAAAACUGUCUUUUAUCAUUAAAAGGGAAGAGAAGUAAAAUUGUCUUUAAUGUU